GCCCAGCUCCUGGGAUUUUGAUGACAGUGAAGUUGCCUGUGUAAAAUCUAUUCACUGUGCCACUGCGUUUGCUCGGCUUGAGGAAGGGAAGCCAGCUGUGUUAAUGCCUAGCCUCCUUGAAUGACAGAUCAGCCAGUCACUCGAUGGGGAGCAACGGCGGACCUCCUUUUUGUGUCACCUUCCCACCUCUCUGUAGCAAGAAAAAUAACUUCAGCACCUCUUCAAUAAUAAUGAUGAAACUGGUAUUAACUGAAUGGCAAUUAUGGAUUUUUAACUCUAAUUCACAGUAAACGAGCAAGCCAUAUGUUUAAAAUCCAACCAAAAAUCAUUUUGUUUUGCUGCGUGUCUCACCCGCUCGUGAGAAGUUGCGAGAUCUCUAUUUGUACAAAGAGGGAUAUAAGCAUUACUUGCCAGAGGAACACAACUGAAGCAGAGAGAGAAGGCGUCCUAAUUUAUCCUUAAAGAUACCUGAUAGUAUUAUUUAUAUAGGUAGAGAAAAGAAAUAUAUAUAUACACACACAUAUAUAUGUUUUUGUUGGUAAUGAGAAUGGCCCCACAGAACGCCGACUCGGAAUCUAUGCAAGUUCAGGAGUUGCCUGUGCCCCUGCCGGAUCUGCAGAAGCCGGGAAGCGCCGAUACCCACGAUGAGACCAUCAGCGAGGGGUCCAUAGACCGGAUCCCCGUGCGCCUGUGGGUGAUGCACGGGGCCGUGAUGUUUGGCAGGGAGUUCUGUUACGCCAUGGAGACGGCGUUGGUCACGCCGAUCCUCUUGCAGAUUGGCCUUCCGGAGCAGUACUACAGCCUCACCUGGUUCCUGAGCCCCAUCCUCGGCCUCAUCUUCACGCCCAUCAUCGGCUCCGCCAGUGACCGCUGCACCCUGAGCUGGGGCCGCCGGCGGCCCUUCAUCCUUGCCCUGUGCGUCGGCGUGCUCUUCGGCGUGGCACUCUUCCUUAACGGCUCUGCCAUCGGUCUGUCCCUUGGCGAUGUCCCCAACCGGCAGCCCAUUGGCAUCGUCCUCACGGUGCUGGGGGUGGUCGUCCUGGAUUUCAGCGCCGACGCGACCGAGGGCCCCAUCCGGGCCUACCUGCUGGACGUGGUGGACAGUGAAGAGCAGAACAUGGCCCUUAACACCCACGCCUUCUCCGCCGGCCUCGGCGGGGCCGUCGGCUACGUGCUGGGGGGGCUGGACUGGACGCAGACCUUCCUGGGCGCCUGGCUCCGGACACAGAACCAGGUGCUCUUCUUCUUCGCGGCCAUCAUCUUCGUGGUGUCGGUGGCCCUGCACCUGCUCAGCAUCGAGGAGGAGCAGUACAGCCCCCAGCAGGAGCGGGGCGGGGAGGGGGCCGACGCCCUGCCCCCCACUGCCCGUGUGAAUGUUCUGGACGGCGGCGUGGCCCUGUUCCCUGAGGAGGUGCAGUCGGAGCACGAGCUCACGCUGGACUACCUGAGCGUGGACAUGGUGCGCAGCAAGAGCGACUCGGUGCUGCAUGUGCCGGACGCCGCCCUGGACCUGGAGCCCGAGCUGCCCUUCCUGCCCGACAUCGAGCCCUCCAUCUUCCACGACGGCUCUUACCCCGGCACCCCCCGCAGCACCAGCCAGGAGCUCGCCAGAGCCAGGCCACCGCCCCGCCUGGCCUCACUGCUCAGGGAAACGGCGAAAGAGGACGAGACGCUGCUCGAUAAUCACUUGAAUGAAGCCAAAGUCCCCAAUGGCAGCGGCUCCCCCCCAAAAGACGGCCCCGUGGGCUACACGAGGGUGGACGUGAAGCCCCCCGCCGCGUCCGGCUCCAUGAGGCGGCGCAGGCACAUGUUCCGGCGGCAGGCCUCCAGCACCUUCUCCUACUAUGGCAAGAUCGGCUCCCACCGCUACCGGUACCGGCGGGCCAACGCUGUGGUGCUCAUCAAGCCCUCGCGCAGCAUGAGCGACCUGUACGACCUGCAGAAGCGGCAGCGACAGCGCUGCCGGCACCGGAACCAGAGCGGGGCCACCACCUCGAGCGGCGACACGGAGAGCGAGGAGGGCGAGGGCGAGACCACCGUGCGGCUGCUCUGGCUGUCCAUGCUGAAGAUGCCCAGGGAGCUGAUGCGUCUCUGCCUCUGCCACCUGCUCACCUGGUUCUCUGUCAUCGCCGAGGCUGUCUUCUACACCGACUUCAUGGGCCAGGUCAUCUUCGAAGGGGACCCCAAGGCCCCCUCUAACUCGACCGCCUGGCAGGCCUACAAUGCUGGCGUGAAGAUGGGCUGCUGGGGCCUGGUGAUUUACGCGGCCACCGGUGCAAUUUGUUCAGCCCUGUUACAGAAAUACUUGGACAACUAUGAUCUGAGCAUCAGGGUCAUCUACGUGCUGGGGACUCUGGGCUUCUCCAUCGGCACAGCCGUGAUGGCCAUGUUCGCCAACGUCUAUGUUGCCAUGAUCAUGAUCAGCACCAUGGGCAUAGUCUCCAUGAGCAUCUCCUACUGCCCCUACGCCCUGCUUGGGCAGUACCAUGACAUCAAGGAGUAUGUGCACCACAGCCCUGGGAACUCCAAGCGCGGCUUUGGCAUAGACUGCGCAAUCCUCUCCUGCCAAGUGUACAUCUCCCAGAUCCUGGUGGCGUCCGCCCUCGGGGGCGUGGUGGACGCCGUUGGGAGCGUGCGUGUCAUUCCCGUGGUGGCCUCCGUGGGCUCUUUCUUGGGCUUCCUGACAGCCACGUUCCUGGUGAUCUACCCGGAGGUGUCUGAGGAGGCCAAGGAGGAGCAGAAAGGCCUGUCGCGCCAGCCGUCAGGUGACGGCGGGGACGGCAGCCAGAAGCCCACCGUGCUGACGCUGUCCCGGAAGCAGGGCCUGCAGGGGCUGGUGGAGACAGAGUCCAUGGUCUGAGCCUCGCCCCUGUGCACACACAUUCCGGGGGGGGUGGGUGGCGGGGUGGGCAGGGGUGGUCACUGUUGGCUUUGGUGGCAGCACAAAGCAGAGUUCCUUCACAACACGGGUGGGGGUGCGGUGGUCGUAGGGUAGGCCUGAGCCACUAGGCAAAAACACCACACUAACUACUCUUUCCACAAUUAAAUCAUUUGAAAUAUUUUUUUUUAAUUGAAAA
Molecule: messenger RNA, 3077 nt
Organism: Zalophus californianus (California sea lion)
Lineage: Eukaryota; Metazoa; Chordata; Mammalia; Carnivora; Otariidae
Gene: SLC45A4
Product: solute carrier family 45 member 4
Exons: 9
Coding region: 527-2860 (777 amino acids)
Biological process (GO): transmembrane transport
Cellular component (GO): membrane
Molecular function (GO): sucrose:proton symporter activity
Source: RefSeq, a predicted model, not a curated record